This is a messenger RNA of Pieris macdunnoughi, 300 nucleotides long. NCBI's taxonomy places the organism in Eukaryota, Metazoa, Arthropoda, Insecta, Lepidoptera, Pieridae. The record is from the annotation of a GenBank genome assembly.
AUGGCUUGGAAAUACAAUAAUACUGAAGAUUGGGGCUGGAAAAAGCAUGAAAACAUUUGGAUGCCAAUUCAAAAUACAAAGGAAACUGUGGAAGCAUGUGCGGUUGCCGAAAAGCAGGCCUCAAAUGCUGCGCAGUGUAACCGAUAUUGUUCUGGAGAAACCUGUACCAACAUUAUGGAAAUAACAAAAUUCAUAGAAGAAAAUGAAUUUGAAGAAGAAUUGGCAAUAAUGACUCCAACUUUAACUCCUGUCAUUCCCCAAACCUUCACAUUCGACGUUGAAUUAGAAUCGGAGCCAUAA